AUGCCGACGAUCACCGAUGUGAAGCUGGACUUCAAGGAUGUGAUGAUUCGACCGAAAAGAAGCACCCUUGCCUCGAGAGCCGAUGUCGAUUUGAAUAGAGAGUACACGUUCAAAAACUCGAAGAAGACCUAUUCGGGCAUUCCAGUGAUUUCGUCGAAUAUGGACACGACGGGAACUUUCGAGAUGGCGGACGCUUUGAGCAAGAAUCGAGUCUUCACCACAAUUCACAAACAUUAUUCGAUCGAUCAAUGGAAGGAUUAUGCUUCAAAAUGCGACAAAGAGGCCUUCAAUCAUAUCGCUGUAUCGACGGGAAUCUCUGAGAAUGAUUUCAACAAGCUUCGUACGGUGAUCAAAGAAGUGCCUGAGUUGGGGUACAUUUGUGUGGACGUGGCAAAUGGAUAUGCGCAAAGCUUCGUUGAUUUCAUUCGAAAAGUUCGAGAGGAGUUUCCAAAUCACACAAUGAUGGCCGGAAAUGUGGUGACUGGAGAGAUGGUUGAAGAGCUCAUUUUGACUGGAGCUGAUGUUGUCAAGGUCGGAAUUGGCCCGGGAUCCGUUUGCACGACGCGCAAGAAGGCCGGUGUCGGCUAUCCUCAAUUGUCGGCUGUUUUGGAGUGUGCAGAUGCGGCUCAUGGAUUGAAUGGGCAUGUCAUCUCGGAUGGUGGAUGCACGAAUCCCGGUGAUGUGGCUAAAGCUUUCGGAGCUGGCGCGGAUUUUGUGAUGUUGGGUGGAAUGUUUGCCGGGCAUGAUCAAAGUGGUGGAGAGCUCAUUGAAAUCAAUGGACGCCAGUACAAGAUGUUCUACGGAAUGUCAUCGGAUACGGCGAUGAAGAAAUAUCAUGGAGCCGUGGCCGAGUACCGAGCUAGCGAGGGGAAAACCGUGCAGAUGCCUUAUCGAGGUGACGUGAUGAACACGGUGCAGGAUAUUUUGGGUGGAAUUCGCUCGGCUUGCACCUACACUGGAGCCAAAACUUUAAAGGAGCUCUCGAAACGCACGACUUUUGUCCGUUGCACCCAGCAGACCAACGAGAUGUACACCCAAUUCGAACAGAAA
This is a messenger RNA of Mesorhabditis belari, 1050 nucleotides long. NCBI's taxonomy places the organism in Eukaryota, Metazoa, Nematoda, Chromadorea, Rhabditida, Rhabditidae. The record is from the annotation of a GenBank genome assembly.